This is a messenger RNA of Conger conger (European conger), 1341 nucleotides long. RefSeq names its product C-type lectin domain family 4 member E-like. NCBI's taxonomy places the organism in Eukaryota, Metazoa, Chordata, Actinopteri, Anguilliformes, Congridae. Bases 160 to 933 code for a protein of 257 amino acids. The record is from RefSeq and is a predicted model, not a curated record. The transcript is spliced from 6 exons.
GCCAUACACACGUUAUAGCAAUCUGUCUAACGCGUCAGCUUCCUUGCUAGAACACAGCACACUCCACGACAAAACCACGACUCUUCCGCAUACAGUGAGGAUCUAAUCCACAGGACGAGCGUGCACGCGUCUCUCAGCGAAAAGCGGAGGACAGAUCUCAUGAUGGACUCCCCAACGAGCGCGGACUUCGAUCUUCGCGAUAGCUGGUCGCGCACAGGGGAGUUCGGGAUGAAAGGAACAAAACUCUACAGACUGACUGCAGUGUGUCUGGGGCUUCUGAGUGGCCUUCUGCUGAUAGUCAUCAUAGCGCUCUGUGUCCACCAUAAUGGAGUGGUCAACAAUACCACAGAGAGUCUGAUGACCCUUAAAGCAGAGAGCCAGGAACUACAGACCAAUUGCAGCGCGGUUUUAGCAGAGAGAGACCAACUACAGACCAAUUACAGCAUGGUUUUAGCAGAGAGAGACCAACUACAGACCAAUUACAGCAUGGUUUUAGCAGAAAGAGACAUGUUUCAGAAGAGGCUGAAUGUUUUGCAGCCUGCUUGCCCUGUGGGCUGGACACAGUUCAACAGCAGUUUGUACUUCAAAUCCAAACAGAAAAGGAACUGGAUUGAGAGCCGGCAGUACUGCCUUGACAAAGGAGCGGACCUGGUAAUCAUCAACAGCUAUAAGGAACAGGAGUUCCUGAAUGGAUUAAUGAAAACACUUCAUUUCUGGAUUGGCCUGAGUGACAGAGAUAAAGAAUCAAGCUGGACUUGGGUAGACGGCACACCAUUAACAUCAGGGUCCUGGAAGAGCGGAGAACCUAAUGAUGCUGACAAGACAGAGGACUGUGCCACAAGUGAGCCUGAAUCUGACAUCUACUCUAAUUGGAACGACAUGCCCUGCUCCAGUAAUAAGAACUGGGUUUGUGAAAGAUCAGUGUGUCAGUAAAUGUACCAUCUCUCUCUGCCUCUCUCUCUCUCUCUCUCUCACACACACACACACUUAAUACUCUGGGAACAUAAAAAUGAAGAUUUUUUAGUUUUACUAAAUAAAAUGGAUAAGGAAACAUACCUAGUCUGACAUCACUGCACCCUACAAAAAUAUGUAGGGGGAAACAUCUUGGGAGUAAUUUUCAUUAAUUGUAUUUAGUAAGUCUGUUACUUUUAGCUUUGGCAAUUACUGCAUAUCAAUGUUCCCCAAGUCUUUAUACUCAGUGUUAACUAUAUUAAUCCUAUUUCAUCUCAUGUAGAAUGACUUUCCUUGGCUGUUCAUUCGAUACUGAAAUUAUUAAAUGACUACUUUUCACCUAAAGUGAUAUAGACAGAUUUUGGAUAAUAAAUAGAUCUGGAAACCAUA